GAAGAGGGAGGACGCUGCUGGGUCUGGAGUGUCGAUCGGAUCUUGUCCCUUUUUUUUUGUUUUUUCUUCAAAAGCCCUUUAAGACCGUGGAUGUAUACAGUUAGUGCGUGACGAUGGAGCGAGGUGGCGGUGGAAGCAGUGGCAGUGGCAUCGGCGAUGACGGGCGCUGUGCCUGUGGACGUACGCUGGAGAUGGUGGGCGUCCAUGUGAGCCCCACCACCGGCGGACAGUUCGAACUCCGGGUCGCGGCCACGGACUCCGUCGAGUUCCUGCGGCGACUAGUGUCGAAGCGGCUCCGCGUGCCCAAGGAGCGGAUAUGCCUCCUGUACCGCGACAGGCACCUGAGGGAUGGCACCUUAGAGGAGAACAGCAUCAUUGACGGUGCGAGGAUAACCCUCCUUCCCUCCGUGGAGACCGGCUUACUGGUGAGUCAUGCGCGGGCGGCGCGGGGAAGGUGUGAAUGA
Molecule: messenger RNA, 464 nt
Organism: Penaeus indicus
Lineage: Eukaryota; Metazoa; Arthropoda; Malacostraca; Decapoda; Penaeidae
Product: midnolin-like
Exons: 2
Coding region: 114-464 (116 amino acids)
Cellular component (GO): nucleus
Molecular function (GO): protein binding
Source: RefSeq, a predicted model, not a curated record